UGGUAUUUUCACUGUUUGAAAUGCUCAAGAACGAAGGACACCGCGCAGAUGGUAUCACCUUCCUCGCACUUCUCACUGCUUGCAGUCACGCUGGUCUUGUAGAACGAGGAAAGAGGUACUUCCAGGAGAUCCUCUCUUCACAGGAGACCAAGCCUUUAGCUCAGCACUACGACUGCAUGGUCGAUCUUCUAGGCCGGGCAAAUUAUCUUGACGAAGCAGUACUGCUGGUGAAGUCCAUGCCUUAUAAGCCGAACGUGGUAACUUGGAACGCUGUCCUGGGAGCCUGUCGGAAGUGGAAAAAUGUGGAGCUUGGGAGGCUGGCAUUCAAUACACUGGUGGAGCUCAACGAGAAGCAAGCGUCCACUUAUCUCACCAUGGCAAGCAUCUACGGAAGCGUUGGUAUGUGGGAAGAGCAAGCCAAAAUCUUGUCCAUGAAGCGGCUCGCGAGGCCUUGGAAGGAGCCUGGUGUGAGCUGCUGGACGGAUCAUCAUGGUGUGGUACACAGGUUCAGAGCUGGAGAUUGCUCGCACGCUCAAAGUGAAGCUGUUGGAAUCAAGCUCAAGCAACUACUGGUUCGAAUGAAGGAAGGAGGCUAUGUUGCCCAGCUAAGCAGUAUUUCCUGUAACGUCUCGGACUGUCAGAAAGAGGAGGCUUUGUGCGAGCACAGCGAGAGGCUAGCCAUUGCUUGUGCACUCAUCAAUACCGCUCCAGGUGCAGUCAUUCGGAUCGUAAAGAACUUGAGAGUUUGUGACGACUGCCACCAAGCGACUGCUGUUAUCUCGGCGAUCGAGCGGAGACGUAUCAUCUGCAGGGACUCGAGUCGCUUCCACGUCUUUGAAGGUGGGAAGUGCAGUUGUGGGGACUUUUGGUGAUCCUUGUUAUCUACGUCCGUGGAGUAAUACGAGGAGGUGGCGAUCAAAGCCAUCGCUUUCCAAGGCAUUGAAAUUGAGGUUUGCAAGACCAAGUACAUGGUAAAGCUAGAAAGUUUCCCAGGGAAAACUAAGGGGAACAAUUUCCUUCUUCAUGAAGAGUCCGCAAGUUCUCUUGCGAGGAUUUUUUGCUGUGGAAGAUGGAUUUCAAGGCGUAAGCUGUUUGUAUCUUUUAUUUUCUAAUUUUUGUUCACAGUUUAUCGCUCAGCUUUCCAAAAAGUUGUUAAGUUCAAUCCAGAGCGUAGCUUAUGGUUCUUUGCAGGUGAUGGCGUUCGUCCACUCCACUAGCUGCAAAUGCUACGCAUGAUGGAAGCAUUACCGGAGAUAAGGUACACGGACGAUCUUCCAUAGUACGUAAGCUCUCCCGCACCGUGGCUGCUCUCGAGGGAUGUCUUUCUGGGGAAUUCUCCCCAGGCUAUCCUGAGAGACCCUUCCAUGUACUCUGCCGCGGCCUGUCCGAGUUUUUGGUACGCAAAAGCGCGGCUUAUUUUUUUCA
This is a messenger RNA of Selaginella moellendorffii, 1425 nucleotides long. RefSeq names its product pentatricopeptide repeat-containing protein At4g16835, mitochondrial-like. The transcript has 4 exons. Gene Ontology annotation, molecular function: RNA binding; protein binding; zinc ion binding. Gene Ontology annotation, biological process: RNA modification. Bases 21 to 872 code for a protein of 283 amino acids. The record is from RefSeq and is a predicted model, not a curated record. Lineage: Eukaryota; Viridiplantae; Streptophyta; Lycopodiopsida; Selaginellales; Selaginellaceae.